CCCUCAAGAAGCACCACUCAUUCGUCGUGAAACCACUCUUCACUCUCGCCAUGAAGGCCUGUCCCUAUCGCAAGGACUUUUACGCCAAACUCGGUGCAGACCAGGCAAAAGUCACCAGCCAGCUCGAGGCCAAUACGGCAGCGUUGCAGAAGAUUGUCAAGCAGCUCGAGGUCUUUUAUGAGACGGGCAAGUACGGCAAGGGGUUCUAGAAUGGUCUAUAGAUUGGUAGAGAUGCUUUGGUCAAGGUUCAACACUUCAUGACAUCGACUACCAUACAACGACCUACCAGACGACUUACCAGACAAGCUGCACACAUGGGCUCAAGCUCCUCCAAAGUCACGCGGCGGUACACGCCAAAGCCAAAGCUCAAUACGCUCUACAAGCCAAUCACAGAUCCAGGCGAGUACACCCUCCCUGCUUCCGUCUUACGCGACCAACAACGCCGUAAGCAGCAGGAAACCCAUCAGCAAGUCACGCCGGAAGAUGGACUAGGUGGACCGUCGACCGUCCGUCAACAAGCGGGUAUACAUGCACAAGCGAGUGAGAGACGACCAGAAGGGUCGGAUGGCAAGGAUGUUCAAUUCCUUGAUAUGCUUAAACGCGCCGGCUACGGCGGUGACUUGUCGCAACACUCUACAAAACCAUCUCCUGCAUCAAGCCAAGCAACCGCUUCAACGCCAUCCAAAGCAAUCCGAACAGCACCCGCGAAUCCGAGCGGUAAUUUGUUUACAGCGCGCAAACAACUCGCAGAAGACGUCAAGGCGCAUACGGAACAAUUGGAGGAGAGUCUCGGUCAACCUGCUCGACAAUGGCUAGAAAUGUCUGAAGUGACGCGCUUAUUGGAUGCGAGGAAGCAGGGCGCGCAAGAUGCAGAGUUGAUGGAUCGUUUUGGAUUGCAUCCAUCCGUCUUGCAGCGCUUGGGGAAGGCUAUCAAUACGCCAACUGUGACGGAAGCCAUGGAUGAGAAUGGUAAUGCUAAGGGAGUUUGGCAAGAUAAAGCUUGAUCUUGUCGAAUUUUGCCCUCUUCACCCUAUGGAAGGCAAGGCUUUGACUACGUUGUUUGCUAAAAGCUCGAAGCCAGAUGUGCAGCUCAUCCCAAGACUGCUCUGGUGUCAAAAUCAGGGCUAUAAUGCACUGUCAAAUUCGCAGAGCUCAGUACACAACAGUCCCAGACUUCUCGAGGCUAGACACUGGCUGUAGCUCUCUCAAAGACUGGAUUGGAACGGAGAUCCGGGCUCUUGGUCGCCAACCUCAAGUUGUGAAAGCAUCGCGGAUAAGCAUUCUCUGAGAGGAUAGAAAUGGAUUCGCAUCGUUUGCUUUGAGUUUCGCUUCCAUAUCGACAUUGUUGUGGCAAUUCGGGCCAAAAGAUCGGUCAAAAUACAUUUCGGGGAGGUC
Molecule: messenger RNA, 1395 nt
Organism: Protomyces lactucae-debilis
Lineage: Eukaryota; Fungi; Ascomycota; Taphrinomycetes; Taphrinales; Protomycetaceae
Exons: 2
Coding region: 258-1004 (248 amino acids)
Source: RefSeq, a predicted model, not a curated record